Messenger RNA from Aedes albopictus (Asian tiger mosquito), 5053 nucleotides. RefSeq lists its product as uncharacterized. The transcript is spliced from 2 exons. Gene Ontology annotation, biological process: proteolysis; DNA integration. Gene Ontology annotation, molecular function: aspartic-type endopeptidase activity; nucleic acid binding. Lineage: Eukaryota; Metazoa; Arthropoda; Insecta; Diptera; Culicidae. The coding region runs from base 859 to 4266 and encodes 1135 amino acids. The record is from RefSeq and is a predicted model, not a curated record.
CCAGACUUGGAAUUUAAUAAGUAAUUAAUUUAUGACUCUCACUUCAUUAUUGGAUGUCGAUUUGUGUGGUGGUGAUGCAUUGCAUACGUAAUGCAAAACUGUGCUAAUGGUCACGCUUCGAUAGGCACUUCACCGUUGCAACAUCAAUUUAUUAUUCGGUGCAUUGAAGACGGUAUCAGAUAUGUACUAACCGCAGAAAAUCUUUCUUUGCGAGUUUCUAAUUGAUCGAUAGCUUUUUUUUUAUCCACAAAAAAACUUGCGGCAUACCCACUUUUGCACUUUUUUGUUUGGUUUCUAGUUUUCAUACACAGCGUUUUGUUCAAUAGUAAAUUCAAAAGUCAUCGAGACUAAUCGCAAUUAGCUCUUGAGAGAUAUCAAUUAUAGCGUACCUCCUUAUUUUUUUUUUAUUACACUAUUGAAAGUGUGAUACCUUGUGUAGCAGGCCUCGCCUGAUAAUUAUGAUAGUAGUAGGCCUGGGAUUUAGAAUAGAAUAAAAUGUCAUUAGUUAGCCAACCACCAAUCAAGUCAGAAGCAAUAAACCUUAGCUUCUAGCUACCCACUGGCGUAGCCACGGGGGGGGGUUUUAGGGUUAAAACCCCCCCCAGAGCCAAAAUUUGUGGAACAAAUUUUCAGUAUAAAGCGCUUUGCGACGAAAAAAUUUUUCGGCUGCGCCGCUAUUUCCAAACUACGAAUACACUUGAUCAUUGCAUUUUACAAAAUGUAAGUGUCAAAUCAAAAAAGGUAUCAUUGACCGUUGAAAACCCCUCCCAGAGACAAUUUCUGGCUACGCCACUGUAGCUACCUGUUUUAUUCCCUUGGUUACGGCCGUGGUUACGGCUAUAACAGCUGGCGACGAGGAUGGGAUACUGUUCAAGCAACAAGCCUACACCCUCGGAGCCAUUCAAGCAGACGAAAUCCAGAGAGAACGUGAAGACGUGGAGUAUCCACACCGUUCGGAACGUCGGAAGCAAGCGGAAGUUCAUCCCGGUCGAGCUCAACGGUACAACAGUCAAGAUCCAGCACGACUCGGCGUCCGACAUCACCAUUAUCUCCGAAGAUACUUGGAACAGCAUCGGACAGCCACCCACUCAACCGACGGAGGAAUCUGCAGUAACAGCUUCUGGUGGCAACCUCAACCUUCUCGCCGAGUUCCAAACCGAGAUUACCAUCAGGAAUGUGACCAAAACUGGUCGCAUUUUCAUCUCGGACAACGCUGAACUCAACGUUCUUGGAAUCGAGACUAUGGAUCUAUUCGAUCUGUGGUCUGUGCCGAUCAGCAGCUUGGUCAACGUCGUACACCAACGUCCCGACCAACUACCCGAUGAAUACGUGAGUCAACUCAAGCAAAACUUCCCGGAGGUUUUCCGAAGCACGCUGGGUAGGUGCACUAAAGCGCAAGUGAAGCUGUACCUGAAGCCUGAUGCACGUCCUUCCUAUUGCCCGAAGCGACCCGUGCCGUACGCUGCGCUCCCAAAGGUAGAUGAAGAACUCGAAAGGCUCCAGAACAACGGUAUCAUUUCUCCGGUUCGAUUCUCGGACUGGGCAGCUCCAAUAGUCGUCGUACGCAAAGCGGACAACAUUUCGGUCCGUUUGUGUGGUGAUUAUUCAACGGGGUUGAAUGACGCGCUGGAAUGUGACCGCCACCCACUGCCUCAUCCUGACGACCUCUUUGCGGAACUGGCUGGAGCACGUUACUUCACACACCUCGACUUGUCUGACGCUUACCUGCAGGUCGAGGUCGAGGAGGAAUCGCGGAAGCUACUCACGGUCAACACCCACCGUGGCCUAUUCCAGUACAACCGAUUACCCCCUGGAGUCAAGUCGGCACCCGGCGCUUUCCAGCGCAUCAUCGACAGCAUGGUGGCCGACAUCCCUGGAGUCAAGCCGUAUCUGGACGACAUCCUCAUCGCUGGUCGGACCAAGGAGGAACAUGACCGCAAUCUCUACAACCGUAUACGUGAGUAUGGUUUCCACUUACGUCUCGAAAAGUGUCGUUUCGCACUCUCCCAGAUCGAGUUCCUCGGACAUAUCGUGGACAAAGAUGGCAUCCGCCCGGACCCUUCCAAAACCGAUGCCAUUUCCAAGAUGCAACCUCCGAAGGACGUUCAGCAGCUCCGUUCCUACCUCGGUGCUGUGAACUACUAUGGUCGAUUCGUGAAGCAGAUGAAGAAGCUCCGGGUCCCUCUGGACAACCUGCUCAAGAAAGAUGCCCGCUGGAAUUGGACCGACGAAUGCCAACAAUCCUUCGAGCAGUUCAAGGCCAUUCUACUCUCCGAUCUGCUGCUCACCCACUAUGACCCAUCCAAGGAGAUCAUCGUCGCAGCAGAUGCAUCGAAGUACGGCCUUGGCGCAGUCAUCAUGCAUCGGUUCCCGACCGGUGAAGUGAAGGCAAUCGCUCAUGCCUCUCGCUCACUGACCCCGGCAGAGAUGAACUACGGACAAGUGGAAAAGGAAGCAUUGGCCCUGAUUUUCGCUGUCACUCGCUUCCACAAGAUGCUGUACGGACGCCACUUUCUCCUGCAGACCGAUCACCAACCGCUCCUCAAGGUUUUCGGUUCCAAGAAAGGUAUUCCUGUUUACAUCGCGAACCGAUUGCAGCGUUGGGCCUUGACACUCCUGCUGUAUGAUUUCGACAUCAAGCACGUUUCAACGACAAACUUCGGCUAUGCAGAUUUCCUUUCGCGGCUGAUGUCAUCGCAACGAAGGCCGGAUGAAGAUUACGUGAUAGCCGCCGUAUACGUCGAAUCCGAAGCGAAAGCAAUACUCGAAGACACCAUCAGCAACCUCCCAGUGACGCACCAGAUGAUUGUGGCUGAAACACGAAAGGACCCAGUUCUCCAGCAAGUGGUGAGCUUCCUCAAGGAGGGUUGGCCGGCCCAACCGAAGCAAAUCGCAGAUCCAGAUGUCAAGAAGUACUUCGCAAGACGAGAUGGACUUCAAGUUGUCGACGACUGCAUCAUGUUCGGCGAUCGAAUCGUCGUUCCCCUCAAGUUUCGAAGGCGGAUUGUUCGACAAUUGCAUCGUGGACACCCAGGAAUGGAUCGGAUGAAGUCUCUGGCCCGAAGCUACAUCUACUGGCCGAAUGUGGAUGACGACGUAACGCAGUUCGUUCGAAAGUGCACAGCGUGCGCUGAAGCAGCAAAGUCUCCGACAAAAGCAAGCCUGGAGUCGUGGCCUCUUGCAGUCAAGCCGUGGCAACGCGUCCACAUUGAUUUCGCUGGCCCAAUCGACGGUUAUUACUAUUUCAUCAUCGUGGAUGCCUACUCGAAGUGGCCCGAAAUUUUUCGCACCCGUUCCAUCACCACAACUGCAACCCUGGAUCUGCUUCGUGAGACGUUUUCCCGUUUCGGCUACCCGGACACUCUGGUCUCGGACAACGACACGCAAUUCACCAGCGUGCAGUUUCAGCAGUAUUGCCGUGAAAAUGGUAUCACCCAUCUCCGCACUGCUCCCUACCAUCCGCAGUCCAACGGUCAAGCGGAACGAUUCGUUGGCUCCCUCAAGCGCGGUCUCAAGAAGCUGAGCAAGGGGGAAGGCUCACCCACACUGGAGCACCUGCAGACAUUCCUCUCGGUGUAUCGCUCAACUCCAAAUCGAAACACACCGCAAUCGACGUCUCCUGCAGAAGCGUUCCUUGGAAGACCAUUACGCACCACUUUGGACCUCUUGAAGAAGCCUGCUCCUGAAGCCCCAGGUGCCAAGAACCUCAAGCAGAAUGAGCAGUUCAAUCGCCGGCAUGGAGCAAUCAAGUGCGACUUCGAAGAAGAUGACCUGGUGUACGUUGAACAGCAUUUCCGGAAUACCAAGUCAUGGAUGCCAGGUCGAGUCAUCGAACGGAAAGGUUCUGUUCAUUACAUUGUGUCGCUGGAAAACAACGGAAGACCGAAGCUGGUUAGAGCGCAUGUCAACGAAAUGCGCCCUCGCUACGAUACCGCCGUUCCAGAACCAACAACGCAGCUACCGUGGGAAGUCUUGCUUGAUGAAGUACAGCUACAAGCUACAGCGGUACUGGCUGAUCCCGAAGAACAGCCUGAUAUUGUCGAAGCUCCUGUUCCUGUUGUCGCCCUGCCACCGGUCUUGGAAGAAGCUGCUGGUUCGGUACAAGCUACGUCUGGCAUUCCGCCGAUUAAAGAUGAUGAAGCUCCGACCGUACCACCGCCGGUGUCAUCGGAACCAGUUGAAGGAUAUCUGCGACGUGCUGUACGAGAAUCAAGAAUUCCAAGAUGGCUGUCGUCCUACGACAUAUUCUAUGAGGGGGAGAUGUAGCAGGCCUCGCCUGAUAAUUAUGAUAGUAGUAGGCCUGGGAUUUAGAAUAGAAUAAAAUGUCAUUAGUUAGCCAAUCACCAAUCAAGUCAGAAGCAAUAAACCUUAGCUCCUAGCUACCUGUUUUAUUUCUUGGUUACGGCCGUGGUUACGGCUAUAACACCUUGUAAUCAUAUAGACUUCCGUACUCUUUAAAUGUCUGCAGUAAUCUGAUUUAUUAUUCUAUCAUAUAAUCAUAGCCUACUAACAUAAUACAUGGCACAUCUCCUUUUUCAUAUAAUUUACAAUGUAAUUCCAUCAGUUUCAACGAUCUGGAAACUACGCUUUAUUAUUUAUAUACAAUCAAUAUUAAAUUCUAAAGUGUUUAUAAUUUAACUUCUUUAAACUCCAGCAAAUGUAUCUUCUUUUUUUUUUUCAAAACCUCGGAAUAACAGUCCAUCUUCAUCAGUGCGCCUCACUUCUGGGUCUUCUAUUACGGGUCCUCUGAGCAUCUCUUGACCGGUUUCCGUUCUCGUUGAACAACUAGACGCGGCCGGAAAAUCGAUUUUCUUCAAAUGUGCAAUGUUUCGUUCAUACGGUGCUCCAGCAUCCUGCUUCUCUAUAGUAGCCCGAUGACCUAUGCGUUCCAACACCUUGUAGGUUUGGGUACUAGUAGUGGACCCCCUAAGCCAUCGAAAUUUACUUCUGCUGCUUUUUAGCUAUGUUAGAGCAGUGGAUUGUUCCAAAGUGGAUUUUUUUAAUAAGUUUCACGUCCCCUCUUUAUGUUACGACCGUCAAACAUACACCAUUA